Messenger RNA from Dothidotthia symphoricarpi CBS 119687, 474 nucleotides. RefSeq lists its product as uncharacterized. Lineage: Eukaryota; Fungi; Ascomycota; Dothideomycetes; Pleosporales; Dothidotthiaceae. The annotation marks the transcript as partial. The record is from RefSeq and is a predicted model, not a curated record. The transcript has a single exon.
AUGUCCCACACAGCAUUCUUCUACGGCACCCUAAUGGCCCCUCCCGUCCUCCACCGCGUAAUAUGGGGCUCCCCCACCCCGCCAACACCCGUCCACGCCUCCCUCCUCUCAUCCCGCCCCGCAAUCCUGCAAGCGCACCAGCGCAGAAAAGUCGCCCGCGCAGACUACCCGGCCGUCCUCCCCAGCCCGUCGUCCUGCGUGCGCGGCACCCUAGUCUCAGGGCUAACGGACGGGGAUAUCUGGCGUCUGGAUGUGUUCGAGGGGAGUGAGUAUGCAAGGCGGGGCGUGAAGGUGCGUGUACUAAACGCAGAUGGUGGGGAAGAGGGGGAAGAAGUCGAUGCGGAGUGCUAUAUCUGGAUUGCUGGGGCGCGCAGGCUGGAUCCUGAAGAGUGGGAUUUCGACGAGUUUGUGCGGGAGAAGAUGGGGCGGUGGGUUGGGGAUGAGGGGGCGCAGGCGGAUGAGGGGUUUCGAGGU